CAUGGUUAGGUGAAACUUUGACAAGUGUUGCAUCAUAAGGAUAAAACUUCCUUUGAGAUCUUUAUAUAUACACAAACCGUAACUCACUUUGUAACGACGCAUUAAUCAUUUUCUUCACAAACCGAAGCAUAUACUUUCGACCGCUGGAAAAAUGCCACUCGCCGAAUCCUCACCGGCCGGGAAAACCGUGUGCGUCACCGGAGCUGGUGGAUACAUAGCUUCUUGGAUUGUUAAGUUACUCCUCGAGAGAGGCUACACCGUCAAAGGAACCGUACGGAAUCCAGAUGAUCCAAAGAAUACACAUUUGAGAGAACUCGAAGGAGCCAAGGAGAGACUGAUUCUGUGCAAGGCAGAUCUUCAGGACUACGAGGCUCUUAAAACGGCGAUUGAUGGCUGCGACGGCGUGUUUCACACGGCUUCUCCGGUCACUGACGAUCCCGAGCAAAUGGUGGAACCUGCCGUGAACGGAGCCAAGUUCGUAAUUAAUGCGGCUGCUGAAGCAAAGGUCAAGCGCGUGGUCAUCACCUCCUCAAUUGGUGCCGUCUACAUGGACCCGAACCGUGACCCUGAAGCCGUCGUUGACGAAAGUUGUUGGAGUGAUCUUGAGUUUUGCAAAAACACAAAGAACUGGUAUUGUUACGGCAAGAUGGUGGCGGAGCAAGCCGCGUGGGAGACGGCGAAGGAGAAAGGUGUUGACCUGGUGGUUUUGAAUCCGGUGCUGGUUCUUGGACCGCCGUUACAGCCGACGAUCAACGCCAGUCUCUUCCAUGUCCUCAAGUACCUAACCGGGUCAGCUAAGACUUAUGCUAAUUUGACUCAGGCUUAUGUGGAUGUUCGCGAUGUCGCGCUGGCUCAUGUACUGGUCUACGAGGCACCCACGGCCUCUGGACGUUAUCUCCUCGCCGAAAGCGCCCUUCACCGAGGCGAAGUUGUUGAGAUUCUGGCUAAGUUAUUCCCGGAGUACCCACUUCCAACCAAAGUUUCGGAGCGCCAUAGCAUUGGAGACAUUUUCACAUCUCAUUGCCCUCAUAGAUGCUGAUAAGAGCUUCUCCGGGUUGACAUUCAAGUCAAGGUUUCUGCGGUCCAUCUCUCUUUCUCCAUAGUCAAACACCAGACCCUUUCCUCUGUUGAGAUCAGCAGUGACUACAGGCAAUGGCUCCAGACUCAAAACAGUCUUUUGAGUGAUCGGAUCAGCCUCCGCUUCACGGACUGUUUUCUUGAUCUUUUCAAUCUUUAAGGCGAUAUCUUCACCAGUAUCUGCGACAAUGUACUUCCUCAUCUCUUCAAGAACCACAGUGGCAAUCUUCGGUCUCCCAGUUAAGGGGUUUACACCAACUUGAGACUCUUCUAAAACACCCCUUAGAGGGUCAUCUGUAGACAAGACAGGGUCCAUCCUUUUUUUUUCUGCAAUGAUACGGUUUCUUCUUAGCUGGGCUUCUUCCUGUCUCUGUCUGACCUCUAAAGGACAAAUUUUUUUCUCAUGAUUGAGCCUUUGGCAGGUGAAGCACCUUUUCUGGAUAUUUUCAUAGUUAAAGUGUAUUGUUGCAGAUUUUCCUUCGCCCAAGUCAACCAGUCACACAACCGUAUAUCAGGGUUCAGGUUAUCUUCAAUGUGGCGCACCCCCUGAGGAUGU
This is a messenger RNA of Brassica napus (rape), 1633 nucleotides long. RefSeq names its product cinnamoyl-CoA reductase 1-like. The coding region runs from base 152 to 1039 and encodes 295 amino acids. Lineage: Eukaryota; Viridiplantae; Streptophyta; Magnoliopsida; Brassicales; Brassicaceae. The transcript is spliced from 5 exons. The record is from RefSeq and is a predicted model, not a curated record. Gene Ontology annotation, molecular function: oxidoreductase activity, acting on the CH-OH group of donors, NAD or NADP as acceptor.